AUGGCUGAGCACUGAAAGAACACGGCGAGAGAUCAGAUACUAAGAGAUCAGAUACUAAGAGAUCAGAUACUAAGAGAUCAGAUACUAAGAGAUCAGAUACUGAGCGCAGUUUCACUUUUUUCCUUUUUUAUUUAUAAAAGAAAAUCCAGACGAAUUCAGCAUAGUGAUGCAGUGAGGAGUUCAGCUCAAGAAGGAAAACUAUACACACUGCUUCUCAUUAGACAGGCAGACAGACAGACAGACAGACAGACAGACAGACAGACAGACAGACAGGCAGACAGACAGACAGACAGAUCAAAAGUAAAGACACAUCUGGACACAGCUCAUUUUAUUGUGUGGAGUAAAAAGCAUAGUAUUUUUAUUCUCUGCAGUUCGUUCCGUCUUUGUCGCCCCCUCAGGGUGUUAUGGGAAACUACAGCUCUACAGAGAUUGAAGUUUUCAAAGGCAUCGUAUCAGCAGCAGGGAGCGAAACAAACAGCCCUGAGAACCAAAUAAACAUGUCAGAUGAAGUGUGGGAACAUAUGAGGGGAACGCUGCAGGAACCUGAUCUGUUCUCCCUCAAGUUCCUCCAAAACAUCACAGAGACCACUGAAGAACCUUCAGAUCAUGAAACACUUUAUCCUCCAAAACCAGAAGUCUCUCCAUCUCUGGAGGUUUCCUCUGCAUCUUCUAACUCCUCCUCCCUGAAUGUCUCUUCCCUCAUGUCCAUCCUCAGAUCCUCAGAUUCCUCCUCAUCACAGCCUAAACCCCCCCUUACAGCUCACAGCCCUCCCACUUUACAGAAACUCAGUGUGGAACUUCAAGACAUGAGAGAAGAACUGGAGCUGCUGAAGACACAGCACAAGAGAGAAAUUAAACUGCUGAUGAACGAGUUGGAUGAAGAGAAGAAAAUGCGCCUUUCACUGCAGGUGGAGGUGGAGCGUCUUAAGAAGCACAUGUCUAAAUAAGACAUGCAUGUGGCGAGUUGUAAAGGCGUUUCCAUAACAACUGUGGAAGGUAAACAUGCUCCUGGGAUGAAAAGGCUGUUUAAACACACAGUUUUAUAUCUUCUUUGUUUUUGUGUCCCUCAAGUGCGUCAGCUGAAAGACGUUCUUCAGUCGUACUAACACUAUUAAGUUCCAUAAUUACACCAGAAAUAAACACACCACUGUGUUGUGCCUUCAGAUCUACUCCAUUUUAUUCAUUUUUCUUCUACAACAUGCUAUCUAGAACAUGACAUGAAAACGGCCAUCUUCUACUUACCAUAUAUGGUCAUAGUUUCCUGUUCAUGUUUAUCAUGAAACUUUAUGUUAAUUAUGUUUAAGACUGGAUGAUAUAGCACAAAAUAUCAUGUUCUGACUUAUAUUGUAAUAAUAUAUGAUUUAUCCUAAAGAUUAAUAUAUAUUAAAUAUAAAAGCUUUAUUAAUAUAUUCAUAUUAGGUGUUAGAGUGAAUAUAGAGUUAACUCCUGAACACACAAGUGUAUGAUGAACACACUGCUCAAGGCUUUAUGAAACUCUCAGCGCCAUCUGCUGGAGAGCCGGUUUAAAGGCGUUGGAGUAAUGGACCAGUUACUUUACUGUCAUUUUCUUUAAAGCAAACUGUAAAGUCCUGAAAUAAAAUCUCUUCAAACAUA
Tachysurus vachellii is the source of this 1614-nucleotide messenger RNA. Its product is annotated as SH3 domain-containing kinase-binding protein 1. The record is from RefSeq and is a predicted model, not a curated record. Lineage: Eukaryota; Metazoa; Chordata; Actinopteri; Siluriformes; Bagridae. The transcript is spliced from 6 exons. The coding region runs from base 405 to 947 and encodes 180 amino acids.